Messenger RNA from Panicum virgatum (switchgrass), 1024 nucleotides. Its product is annotated as transcription factor RHD6-like. Gene Ontology annotation, biological process: regulation of transcription by RNA polymerase II. Gene Ontology annotation, cellular component: nucleus. NCBI's taxonomy places the organism in Eukaryota, Viridiplantae, Streptophyta, Magnoliopsida, Poales, Poaceae. The record is from RefSeq and is a predicted model, not a curated record. The transcript has 5 exons. Bases 1 to 882 code for a protein of 293 amino acids. Gene Ontology annotation, molecular function: protein dimerization activity; DNA-binding transcription factor activity, RNA polymerase II-specific; RNA polymerase II cis-regulatory region sequence-specific DNA binding.
AUGGCUGGAUGCUGGAGCUGGAGUAAGAGUAGCCACUUCCCAACUAAGAAACAGAGGGCAGUGAUCGUGAUCCUGGCGUUAGUGAGGGAGCACGCGGCGUACGGAGGCUUCGACAGCGCCGAGGCGGCGGCCUUCGACGCGCUCGGCUACGGCGGCCACGACGCGUUGCUGGGCCUCGACGCGGCGGCCUAUGUGGCGGGCGCCGGGAUGAACGCCUGGGCGAGCACCGGUUCGGCGUCCGUGCUGGCGUUCGACCGCGCCAUGGGGGCGGCGCCGGCGGCUGUGGGGGAGGAGGAGGAGGAGUGCGACGCGUGGAUCGACGCUAUGGACCAGAGCGACGGCGCCGCCGCGGCGCCAGAGGCGCGCCACGCGCCGGCGGCUUCCGUGGGCUUCGACGCCGCCACGGGGUGCUUCACCUUGACGGAGCGAGCGUCGUCGUCGGGCGGCGCGGGGCGCCCCUUCGGCCUACUGUUCCCGAGCACGUCGCCGUCGAGCGCCUCGCUCGAACGCGCGGCGCCGGCGCGCGCCUCGCAGAAGCGGACCUACGAUGCGGUGCCGCAGGCCGUCAGUGCCAAGAGGCCGUGCGGCUCGGGCAGGAAGACCAAGGACCCGCAGAGUCUCGCGGCCAAGAAUCGGAGGGAGCGGAUCAGCGAGCGGCUCCGGACGCUGCAGGAGCUGGUGCCCAACGGCACCAAGGUCGACCUGGUCACCAUGCUCGAGAAGGCCAUCAGCUACGUCAAGUUCCUCCAGUUGCAAGUCAAGGUCCUUGGAACAGACGAGUUCUGGCCGGCGCAGGGAGGAAAAGCGCCGGAGAUCUCCCAGGUGAGGGAGGCGCUCGACGCCAUCUUGUCGUCGGCGUCGCAGAGGGGGCAGCUGAAUUAGCUUGGCGAGAAUGAAGGCAUAGUUCUAGAUCAAACGCAGAAUGAUACGAUAGAAGUUAUUAGUAAUAACGAACCACCUCGAUCGGAGAUAAAUAAGGAGGCAGAUGCAUAAUUGAGUACUACUACAGCUUUGAUCUUGUUCU